Molecule: messenger RNA, 1578 nt
Organism: Salvia splendens (bonfire salvia)
Lineage: Eukaryota; Viridiplantae; Streptophyta; Magnoliopsida; Lamiales; Lamiaceae
Product: CASP-like protein 4A3
Exons: 3
Coding region: 353-1387 (344 amino acids)
Source: RefSeq, a predicted model, not a curated record
UAGGGAUAUGGAAAUAAAUAUUGACAUUAGAAAGCAAAUUUACGACGAAUUCAUGCAGCCGUCCAAUCAAGUAAACAAUCCGCGAAAUAUUUGCUGAGAAUAAUCCCUACUAAAUCUUCACUCCUCUGUAGAACCCCAAUAGACCGAAUAUCUCCAGACGACGCCAUUUCAAACAUCCAAUAAAAUAGUAGGACUGAAAUCCUCACCCUCCUCUUUCACGCACCCCCUCAAAACACAAUCUUUUACCUAACAAUUCUUCAAAAUCCAUUUGUUUUGUUUCCUUCAAAUUUCCUUUCCUUCCGAUCACACGCCCUUUCACAAAAAUUCCAUAAUCUCAAGAUUCCUAUUUUAAAUGGAGAAUCACGAUUCGAGCAACAGCAAUCGGCGGACUCUUCGCAGAAACAGCAACAGCCACAUAUCAAUGUCGGACACCGAGUCAACAGCGAGUCACACCGACUCAUUCCACUCGCCCCUCCGCUCCGACGACCCCGUUUUCCUCCCGGAAAACGACAAUCCCGGCAACAAAACCAGCAAAUCGCUCGUCCCAACCGAGAGAUACUACUCCCCCGUGCCGUCGCCGGGAAAAUCCAACUUCACCACGACAUCGCCACUCGCCGCCGGGAAGGGUGGGCGCCGGCCAUGGCCGCAUUCGGAGAAACCCACCUCGGGAAACGGCGAUAGGGGUGGGCGGAGGGAGAAUUCGGCGGCGGAGAAUCGGGAAUUUGGGGGGAGGGGGAGUUCGCCGGUGAUUUUGGGGCUGAAUCGGCUGGUGAAGGAGGAGGCGCCGCGCGGGGUUAAGAAGGUGGGAGCGGUCGGCGGCGGCGGUGGUGGUACGGUGGAGGAAGGGUUUGUCGAUGAGGUAGGUGGAGAUAGGCGGUCGAGGGCUGCGGUGGAGAAUAUACUGCGGCGGUCGGAGAGGAGCAAGGAGCUGACGAAGGCGGCGUUGGUGGUGAGAGUGUUUGAGGCUCUUGCUUGUGUGAUUUCCUUCAGUGUUAUGGCUGCUGACAAAACGAAAGGCUGGAGUGGCGAUUCGUUUGAUCGAUAUAGAGAGUAUAGAUAUUGUCUUGUUGUAAAUAUCAUCGGCUUCGUAUAUUCUGCUUUUCAAGUGUGCGAUCUGGCAUACCUUUUGGGCACGAAGAAGCACGUCAUCUCUCACCAUCUACGUUACUACUUUGAUUUCUUCAUGGAUCAGAUUUUGGCCUAUCUUAUAAUGUCAGCAUCCUCAGCGGCUGCUACAAGGGUUACAGAUUGGAUAACAAACUGGGGGAAAGACGAGUUCACGUUGAUGGCCAGCGCCUCAAUUGCAGUGUCGUUCUUGGCUUUCAUCGCCUUCGCCAUCAGUUCACUCAUAUCUGGUAACAACCUCUGCAACAGGGAUUCAACUUGAUCACUCUAUUAGUGAGGAGAAUGCUGUACAAAGGCAGUGAUAGGUAGUACUUGUGUAGGCAUUAUUUUUUCUAAGUAUGUUUCAAUAUAAUAUUUAUCUAAUAAAAUAGAUUAUUCCGGUAAUGAUGAUGAGCCUCAUGAACUCUCUAUAACUUUUUUUUAUAAGCAAAUGAAUAUAAACUUAUUGAAAAA